AGAAAUUUCUUCCACAGGUUUUUUUUCUCUGUAAGCUUAAGACGAAACUAUGGAUGAUUCAGAGUUGAAUGCCAUCAGGCAAGCCCGGUUGGCUGAGCUUCAAAAGAACACAUCACAGCAACAGCCAACGAAUCCCCAGGCGGAAAUGAAGGUUAAUAUGUUGAAUCAAGCAUUAGAUGUGAAUGCCAGAGAAAGACUCAGUAGAGUCAGAAUCGUCAGACCAGAUAGAGCUGAGGCAGUGGAAAACUACGUGGUGAAGUUGAUUUCCAUGGGAUCAUUGACAAAGAAACUCACCGAACAAGAAGUGGUGGGGAUUCUCAAUAGCUUGGCAAGAGACGAGAAGAAGAAGGAUGCGAAAAUCAUCUUCAACAGAAGACAACUAAGUGAUGAAGAAGACGACGAUGACUUCUUUGAUUAGAUGGACUGUAUAAGAGUUCAUGCUGGAUUUAUAGAGCUUUGAGUUCUAGGUUUCAUGGGUACCAUAUAUUACUGUGAUCUAAGCACCCUCUGUCUUCUUAUACUGAGACAGUAGUUCUGAAGGAGAUGAGGAAUUGAUAUUUAUAUGAACUCAAGGUGGUCAACUGGCUACUCCUGAGUGGAACACUACUCCACUCAAAAUUAAUGUAUUUCUUUACGUACAUACUUCAAAAUGUAGAGUUCUCUACCGGUUUUGAUAAUCAAGCGCGAUUCGAUUUGAUUUUUCCAUAAACAAAACAAACCAGUUUGAACACAAUUAUUAUGUCCAACAUACAAGUGGUGGUUCGAUGCCGAGAGAGAAACCAGCGGGAAGUCAAAGCCAAGUCCCAGGUUGUGGUGGAAUUGGCGUCUGAGCAGUACUCUAUAUCUCAACCAACUAUAACUAUCAAUCCAUGUCAAAAUAGCCAAAUAUCGCAAAAGAUUCUCAACUCAUUAGACUCCAAGACAUAUACAUUUGACCAAGUUUAUGGUCCUCUUGCCGACCAAGAGUUGGUGUUUAAGAAGGCUGUGAAUCCGAUUUUCAAGGAAUUUUUGAACGGGUUUAAUGUGUCUAUUCUAGCAUAUGGUCAAACGGGCACUGGGAAAACAUACACCAUGUGUGGUAAAACCGAAAUACAUAACAAGACUCCCAUUGAGAUAGAUAAACAUUCGGGAAUAAUUCCUCGGGUUCUUUGUGAGUUAUUUUCCCAUUUGAACUCCAACAAUGACGAUUACUUCAUUAAGUGUUCCUUUAUUGAGUUGUAUAAUGAGAAUUUGAGAGAUCUACUAAACGAUGAUGUUGAUGAUUCAAAUUUCGGUACUAACCCAGGAGCAAGCUCCAAUAACAAAAAAGGAUUGAAGAUCUUCGAGAACAGAAAUGGAAACUCGGGAAUUUACAUCCAAAACUUGACGGAAGUCAAUAUCAAUAGUUUGAACUCUGGGUUCAGGUUAUUGAAUAAAGGAAUAAACAAGAGAAAGGUAGCCAGCACAAAACUCAAUGAUUUCUCUUCGAGAUCCCACACGGUCUUCACCAUUAAUUUAUACAAAAAGGAUCCCAACGAUAGCGAAACAAUCAAACACUCGAAGAUUAACUUGGUUGAUUUAGCUGGUUCUGAGAAUGUCAGCAAAUCGGGCUCUAUAAAUCAAAGAGCAAAAGAAGCAGGCUCCAUCAACCAGAGUUUGUUGACAUUGGGCAGGGUGAUAACCUCGUUGAGUGAAAAAUCAUUGCAUGGGAAUGAUGUCAACUUGAAUCACAUACCUUACAGAGAAUCUAAAUUAACGAGGUUAUUACAAGACUCUAUUGGAGGAAAGACUAAGACUUUAUUAAUAUCCACUAUUUCACCUGCAAAAAUCAACCUCGAAGAGACUUUAUCCACCUUAGACUAUUCAUUGAAGGUCAAAAAUAUUGAAAACAAACCGCAGUUGGGACAAGACUUUGAUUUGAUCAUGAAACAAAUUUUGAUCAAGGAUUUAUCGAAUGAAAUAAUAAAAUUAAACAAAGACUUGAUAUCUACACGAUCCAGAAAUGGUAUUUAUAUGGAUGAGAACAACUAUAAUAGUCUAUUGGAAGAAAACGCUUCCAACAAGAAUGAAUUGACUGAAUUGAAGCUGAAAGCAAGGAUACUCAGUUCGAAGGUACAAAAACUUGAAGAUGAAAUAAAAUUCAAAGAAAUUGAAGAGGCUUCCCUCAAACAUCUGGACUCCGAAGACUGCUUGAAUUUGAUAAGAUCGAUAACAAAUAGUUUGGCCUUGAUGAAAGCAAAUUUCAACAACAACUUCAACCAAAUAUCCGAAGAUAUUGAUGAGUCUCUCAAAAGCUUGCCCAAUAUUCUCAAUGAUCUUAUGAAGAACUUGAGCAACGAUGAGCUCUUUAACAAGUUUAAAAACAAUCAAAAUGAAUUAAACAACAAGUUGAAAAACCUCAACGACCAAUUCCAGAACCAUUUGGUCAGCUAUUACAAUGACUUGGAUGUUUCGGGAAUGAUCGAACAAUUCUUCAAAGAAUCUGUGGAAAAUCAGGUCAAGGAGUUGCAACAAUCAUUCAUGUUGGAUUUGAAUAAGGUAUUCAACUCUCAACAUUCAAGUUUGAACAGCUUGUACAAGGAUUCAUUCAAUAAAUUUACAAACACCCUAAUUUCCGGCAGCUUCAAUAAUGUUCAGCAGGAAUCUAAGAACUGGAAUAGCCAUUCUAACGAAGUUUACAAGAAAAUCACUCUGAACAUGAGCGAUUAUCAAUCGAACAUAAAGAAUUCCCAUAUUUUCAAUCAGGAUAGGUUGCUCAAUGCUUCGACCAACGUGAAAAAUAGCUUGACUAACUGCAUCAACCCUACCUUGGAUGCCUUCACCAAAGGAUUUACAAAUGAUGUCAAUAAGUUAAUGAAUGAAACACCCAAGAUUCAUAACAUGGUAAAUUCCAGCAUCGGUCAUCUUACCUCCAACAACGACAAAUUUCAACAGAUUGACAAUUUGCUUGGUUCGGACAAUAAAAUAUCGCCAUUGAAGGCCAAUGACCAAAAGCUAAACCGGUCUCCAUCUAAAACGCCAAACAAGCACAUGUCUGCUGCCUCAAAAAUACCUACUCUUAAAGACAAAGAGAAUGGGGAAGUUAUACAUAACUUGAAAAAGAGGAAACUUGAGUAGAGUAACCAUCAACCCUAAUCUCCUUCUGUAUUUUAUUAAACCAUUGAAGAUAAUCUCACUCUAACCAUUAAUUUUAUGUAUAUUAAUUGUAUAGUAAUGUUGCAUGUCGCAAA
This is a messenger RNA of Yamadazyma tenuis ATCC 10573, 3209 nucleotides long. Lineage: Eukaryota; Fungi; Ascomycota; Pichiomycetes; Serinales; Debaryomycetaceae. The record is from RefSeq and is a predicted model, not a curated record.